Messenger RNA from Rotaria socialis, 3486 nucleotides. Lineage: Eukaryota; Metazoa; Rotifera; Eurotatoria; Philodinida; Philodinidae. The record is from the annotation of a GenBank genome assembly.
AUGUCCGAAGCAGAUCUUCUUCAACCGGAAAAUAUUGUUCGAGAACGAUGGAAAGUCACCAGUAAAAUAGGUGGUGGCGGCUUUGGUCAGAUCUAUGAAGCAUUUGAUACUGUCCUUAAAGAGAAUGUAGCACUUAAAUUAGAAUCGGCUAAACAGCCAAAACAAGUUCUUAAAAUGGAAGUAACAGUUUUACGUCGUCUACAAGGCAAAGAUCAUGUGUGCAAAUUUCUUGGCGGUGGGACAAAUGAGUUGUAUAAUUAUGUUGUCAUGACAUUACAAGGAAAAAAUUUAGCUGAACUACGUCGUGGUCAAACAAGACAAUGUUUUACUUUAUCAACAUCAUUACGUAUUAGUUUACAAAUUCUUCAGGCUAUUCAGUCUAUACAUUCAAUUGGGUUUCUUCAUCGUGAUGUUAAGCCGUCGAAUUUUUCUAUGGGACAUUUACCGAGCACAUGUCGAAAAGUUUUUAUGUUAGAUUUUGGUCUCGCUAGAAAAUAUACGAAUGCCGAAGGUGGUGUUCGAGCAGCACGACCACAAGCAGGCUUUCGUGGUACUGUUAGAUAUGCUUCGAUCAAUGCACAUAAAAAUAAAGAAAUGGGUCGACAUGAUGAUCUAUGGAGUUUAUUUUAUAUGCUCGUUGAAUUUAUCACAGGACAAUUACCUUGGAGAAGAAUUAAAGAUAAAGAACAAGUUGGACAAAUGAAAGAUAAAUAUGAUCAUACAUUGUUUUUAAAAAGUCUUCCAUCAGAAUUUAAACAAUUUCUUGAGCAUGUUCAAAGUUUAAAUUAUGAAGAUAAACCUGAUUAUGAUUUAUUGCAAAAUCUAUUUCGCACAGCCAUAACACGUCGCGGUUAUAAAGAAUCGGAUUCAUUCGAUUGGGAACGAGAAGGUAACGGUAUCGAAGAUGAAAUUAAUACUAUUCCUGUGAUUCUGCCUGCUCCUCUUCAACUACAGCAACAAGCUCUAUCAAAUAUCCAUAAUAAAAAUUCUGUUGAAGCGACAAAAGCUGUUAUGACAGCUCCUCCAGGUGGCGCAUGUUCAACAACGAAUGCGCGUCAGCAAUCUACGGAAAAUGAUGCACUUGAUGAACGCUUGAAAUCACCGAAACAAACCAAUGUUGUAUCUGAUCAUUCGCCACGUCGAACUGCUCAAAAAAGUCUGGAUCGUAGUACACGACGAUCUGUUACACCUGCUCAAACAACAAAUACAACGGACAAAGAACUUUCGCUUUCGAAAAAGCAACCCCGUCCUGCUCUUACAACAGCUCAAAUGACCGAAUUAACACAACGUUUGAAGCGUUCAAAUGCAUCAAAAUCAAUUACAGGUGAACCUUUAGCGCCAACCAAUAGAUUAAUCGGCAAAGAAGAAUCGCCCGGUAGUGCAUCACAUUCCGAUUCAGGCAAAGGAAAAAAUGGUACGCAAAAUCGUUCGAAUCCAUUGAAAGCAUCGGACAUAGGUCUUUUUGAUGAAUCACCAUCACCAUUAGCUAUCAUGUCAACAUCAACCGGUGGUUUAGAACGUGGGAAACCACCAAAAACACCACGUGCAGCUCGAACAACAACAACAACAACAACAACAACAACCAGUCGCAGUGAUGUAGCAAUACCAGGACGAUCAACGAUGACACGCGGAGGUGAUAGCGAAGCCAUGUCAGUUCCAGCUGGAACAUUUGCCAUUAAACUUGGACCACAAACAAUCAUGUCACAAUGGGUUAUAUCACUUGGUGAGAAUAUUGAUGAAGAGGGCAGUGAUAAUCAGCAUAGUGCAAAAUGGGAAGAUGCACAAGAGAAACUUCAAAGUACGACUCAUGAACCAUCACAAUAUCAUCCAGCAGCAUCUUCAUUGUCUUUAGCUCCUGUGAAUAAUCCACUUAGUCCGUCCAAUAUGAACAGUCAAUCGGCAACAACAGUUAACAAUCUUCAAUAUCCAAUCGUUCAAGGUACGAAUUUGAAUAGUAACGGCAAUGACGGUCGACAACAACAACAGUAUCAUCGGCCACUAUUCAGAGGUGUCGAUGAAAAUUCAACUAAAGGCACAUUGAACAGUUAUGAUGAAAAAGAGAAUAAAAAAAAAGAAUCAGUUCUUCGAUCAAAUGAACGACCAUUAACUGAAACUCUUCCAUUUGAAAAUUAUCGAACAGUCGAUAGUGCAACAAAUAUUUCACUUGUUCGAAAUAAUAAUAAUAAUAAUAAUAAUUAUGUGAUUAAAAAUCGACUGUCCGAUGAUGAAGAUGGACAUUAUGGUGAUGUUGAUGACGACGAAGAAGAUGAUCGUGAAAAAGCCAAAAGAAGAAUGAACGAACAAAAUUUUUCACAACCGAGUAGGCAAUCAGAUCUCACCAAUGAUUCUUUUUCUAGAAAUAUAUUUUCAUCGAAAUUUAUAAAUUCUUCAGUUCAAUCUAGUCCCAAUAAUGCAACAAUAUUGAUGAUGAUGAAAAAAAAUCGGGACUCAUCCGUAGUUCUAGGAGAAAAGCAAUCAUCGAAAAAUGAUCACCGUACUAAUAUUUUUUCAUCAGGCUCAUCGAAAUCCCCGUCACCGUUAUAUGUUGAUGAACAACAAAAUAGAAUUCGUAGAUAUAAUUUUCUUCCUACUCGACUUCAUGGAACACGUUUCAUAGCGAAAUCUACUGAACAACUCAAUCGUUCGUUUGGUCAAGAUAAUCAUGUAAAUUAUUCAAUGCAAUCAACGGGCCCAUCAUUUCAAAAGUCAACAGCAGUAAAGUCUCCUACAGUAUCAGCUGUUAAACAAAGUUUUACACAACGAUAUACACCAUCAAAAACUCUAUAUAGUUCAAAUCAUAAUGACGAUAGUCCAAUCAUUAAUUCACGAUAUUAUGAAUAUAAUGAUGAAUCAAAAGGUGAUCAACAACGUUUUUCAAAUGGCACUAGAAAAUCAUUAUCAACAUUUGAUGUUCAUCGUGGUGAUGAUUUUCAAAAAAAAAUAAUGUUCUACGAAAAAAAUGGUUCCCCAAACAACAACAACAACAAUAAUAAUAAUAAUAAUAAUAAUAAUAAUGAUUCGUCUCGACGAUCGACUACCUUUCAACAAUCAUCAUCUAUUCCGUCCACUGCAACUUCACAAGAAAGACCAAAUUAUUCUACAAGCCUAUCCGAACAGAUGCAACGUAAUAAAUCUUCUAAAGAUCUAUUAGAUUCACCAAUUGCUCAUCCCGUUUAUCAUCAGCAACAACCAACAUCAUCAUUAUAUCCGUCCACAUCUUAUUAUACUAGUAAUAUAGCACCAAACAUGGUUGGUAGUAUGUUUGACAAUGGACCUCUAGACUAUCAAUCACAUCAGCCAUUAUUAUCAGUGAAUAAUUUGAUACCGGAUGAUGUGUCUAGUUCUUCUAUAGGUCAUUUACCUAAACCACCCCCUGGUAUACCCAGUCAAAAUGGAAGACGUCGUCGUUAUAAAGUCGAUAAUAUGAAUAAUCGCCAAAAAGAUCCCAGCAAUGAAGAUUCGUUAGAACGGUCACCAAUGACUUGA